Molecule: messenger RNA, 1071 nt
Organism: Podospora pseudocomata
Lineage: Eukaryota; Fungi; Ascomycota; Sordariomycetes; Sordariales; Podosporaceae
Exons: 3
Coding region: 176-841 (221 amino acids)
Source: RefSeq, a predicted model, not a curated record
UGCUGCCUAAUUGCCCCACUGUUUCAUGACUCACUUCUCACAUCAUCGCUCUUCAUGUCUCAAACAUUGACCGCUUCAUCGAACUCGAACAUCACAACUCACUCAGCGUCAAAUUUACCUUCCUCACCUCAUCACCUUUUCACCACCUCGCAUCAAAAAAAUCAGAACCGCCAAAAUGGAAGCCCUCCUCACCGACCCCCUCAUCAUCUCCGUAACCUCCUACGUAAAAGACUACAUGAGAAACUACGACGCCUCCCACGACUUUGACCACAUCCAACGCGUCCUCUCCCUCUCCCACCACAUCUACGCCCACACCCCCCCUCAACAACAACCCCUAGACCUAAAAGCAAUCCACCUCUCCGCCCUCCUCCACGACGUCGGCGACCGCAAAUACCUCCUCCCAAACCAAGACCCAGCAACCCUCAUAUCAACAACCCUCCUCUCCAUCUCCUGCCCCUCCUCCCUCGCCCAAAAAGUCCAAGAAAUCUGCCUCGCAGUCUCCUACUCCACCGAAGUCAAAAAUCCCUCCCAUGUGCAGUCCAUCCUCGCCAAACACCCCGAGUUGGGGGUCGUGCAAGACGCCGACCGGCUCGACGCCAUCGGAGCGGUGGGGAUAGCACGGAUGUUCACCUUUGGCGGGGCCAAAGGCUCCCGCUCGCUGCAGGCGAGCGUGGAUCAUAUUGAUGAGAAGUUGGUCAAGUUGGAGGGGAUGAUGAAGACUGCUGAGGGGAGGAGGCUGGCGGGGGAGAGGACGGAGAGGUUGAGACGGUUUCGGAGGGAGUGGGAGGAGGAGGUGGGGUUUGUGGAAAAGUUGGGGUUGAGUAAGGGGGAGGAGGAGUAGGUAAAUACCUAGGUAAGGUAUGUGUUCUGGAACGUAGGGGUUCAAAGGUUGGAUGGGAGUAUUCAAGUUGGUAGAAAGGCCGGAACCACACACACACACCAAAAUCUGAGUGUUUCCAAUGUGCGCAGGUCAUGGCUGUUUACGUUCGAGAUUUUAAAGUCCCCUAUCACAAGUCUUUCUUUUUUUUAGAUUUUUGUUUAUGAUGUACGAGAAAUAAAAAUGGAUUAUAU